Paramacrobiotus metropolitanus is the source of this 1104-nucleotide messenger RNA. RefSeq lists its product as uncharacterized. The transcript has 3 exons. Bases 36 to 917 code for a protein of 293 amino acids. NCBI's taxonomy places the organism in Eukaryota, Metazoa, Tardigrada, Eutardigrada, Parachela, Macrobiotidae. The record is from RefSeq and is a predicted model, not a curated record.
UCCUGUUGCAAUCUACCACCCUUCCGUACCCGGUCAUGGCUGCUGUGGACCGUCUGACUCUGACUGCAGCAGCAAUCAGCGAUAUCUUGGACGAGGCCAGACGACUGAACGGGAACGGCGCCAUGUUCCUGCACGGAUACGGGAUCGGCCCGACGCCGGAGAAAAUUUCGAUUGCCGAAUGGCCACCGGAAACGGCGAUCAUCCGGACGCCUGAAGGCGGCGCACUAUCCAUUCCCUGCAAUAACAACCGCAAACAGGACAACACGCCGGUUUCCCACGUAAGGAUUCCGCCGGCGUACACGCACAACGGAGUGCUGGUUCUUCUUGCGAAUGACACGACAACCAGGAAAGCGUUCAAGGAAAUGAGUGACUGUUGCGCCUGCACAAUGGAAAGAGAACCGGAGGAUUACACUGCGUGGCACACUGUGCAGGCGUCCGGCUACGACCCGGUCACGGGCGCGUUCAUCCUGACGUUGGAGGGCUUCUCCAACGCCCACAGCGGUCUGUACGAGUGCCUGCACUCCAACGGCAGCCAGCUGGUGAUGACGCAGCGCUACUGGGUCAGCGCCACCCUCAAACGCCACGAGGUCUUCAGUCCGCCCAUGCAGAACGUCACCGUUCGCUAUGGCGAGCCAGCGAAGAUGGAGUGCCCGGUGCGCUUCAAGUUUCUCCCCGGAGACCUCGUCACGCGCUUCUUGUGGCGCAAGGGACGCUACGUGGCGAAUAUGCCCCCCGGCACCCCGCCGGUGAUUUAUACGGAUGCAUCACAGCCGGACUUUGAUGGGGUGGUGAGGUUUUCGUUCGGUAUCAACGCACAGAAUCAGUGCCUUUCCGCUAUGAUGAUCCCUAGGGUGAAAUGGACCGACGCCGGUUGGUACGAAUGCUGGUUCCGCAUCAACGAUCGCCUCGACGAGUAGGUUAUGCAGGGAGCCUAUCUGCAUGUUACUGGAGCCUCAUAGCCAGCAUUUUGUUAGCGCACGCUUCGGCAACUGCGUGUACAUACAUACAUCUGUGUGUGGCUACAUUUGUGGCAGUUGCAAUUUCUCCUGGAUUGGUAUAGAAAAAGAUCCUUGUUGAAAGUGCAUUUCUUUACGUUGGAAUGGU